This is a messenger RNA of Aspergillus puulaauensis, 1422 nucleotides long. RefSeq lists its product as uncharacterized. The record is from RefSeq and is a predicted model, not a curated record. The transcript has 11 exons. Gene Ontology annotation, biological process: transmembrane transport. The coding region runs from base 1 to 1422 and encodes 473 amino acids. Gene Ontology annotation, cellular component: membrane. Gene Ontology annotation, molecular function: transmembrane transporter activity. NCBI's taxonomy places the organism in Eukaryota, Fungi, Ascomycota, Eurotiomycetes, Eurotiales, Aspergillaceae.
AUGGAUUGCGAGAAAGAGACCCUGUCGCAGGAGAUCGCGACUUCACAGGUUGAAGCCGCCAACCAACCCUGUCCUACCGAGUUGCGCCGGCUGCUGCGAAAGAUCGACCUGCGUGUGAUUCCAAUCCUGGCCCUCUUGUAUUUCCUCAGCUUCCUUGAUCGAGGAAACAUCGGAAAUGCCGAGAUACAAGGGCUUUCGACCGACUUGAACCUCGUUGGGAACCAGUAUAAUUGGUGUUUAACAAUCUUCUUCUUUCCGUACUCGUUUUUCGAGCCGCUUUGCAAUCUGCUGCUUGUCAGGUUCAAGCCCAGCAUUUGGUUGCCCUCCAUCAUGGUGGCCUGGGGUGUUGUGACAACUCUUCUAGGGAUUGUCCAGAAUUACUCCGGCUUAUUAGCAGCGAGGUUCUUUCUUGGACUGGCAGAGGGAGGUCUUUUUCCCGGUCUCGCAUUUUACGUCUCUCUGUGGUACCCAAGGGCAAAUGCACAGUUCAGACUCGCCCUGAUCUUUGCGUCUGCCUCAAUGGCCGGGGCGUUCUCUGGUCUUCUGGCCUUUGGUAUCAGCAAGAUGGAUGGAGUCGGAGGGCUGGAAGGAUGGAGAUGGAUAUUUAUCCUAGAAGGACUCCUGACAGUAGUCUGCGCGGUCCUGGCUUUCUUCCUGGUCUGGGAUGAGCCGGCUACAGCGACGUUUCUGUCGGAUAGGGAGAAAGCUAUCAUCAUCGACCUGUUGGCGGACUCGCGAGUGAGCCCUAGCGAGGGACAGCUAGAGGAGAAGAGUGCUUUUGAUUGGAAGCAAUUCAUGGCAGCUGUUCUGGACUGGCAGACAUGGCUGCACACAAUCAGUUACUGGGGAGUAGCGGUCGCUGUGUAUGCACUCUCGCUGUUUCUUCCGACAAUCAUAAAAGGCCUGGGAUAUAGUUCCGCCAUUGCGCAGCUGCUGACCAUCCCCGUUUACGCCGCUGCCUCCAUAGCGUGUAUUGCUGUGGGCUACUUCUCAGACCGAAUGGGCCAGAGGAGCCUCUUCACACUUUUUUGCUAUGGCGCUGUGUUUGUUGGCUUCCUCAUCGCCGUCGCCCCCAGUCGGUUCAUCCCAGGCUUGACAUACGCAGGAUGUUUUAUCGCUGCGAGCGGCAGCUACCCAGCCACGAAACGCGCUGUCGGGAUGGCGAUUCAGAUUGGGAUAGGAAGUCUAGGAGGCGCGGCGGCGUCCAAUUUCUACAAGAAAACAGACGCCCCCAGAUAUCGCCUCGGACACUCCUUGGUGCUGGCAUUUGUAGCAUUGGGCUUCCUAACCGUGGUCCUCUACUAUUUCUUGUGUCGGAGGAUUAAUGCUAAACGCGACCGUGGACAAGCAACGGCCAGCCAGAAUCAGGAUGGGAUAUUCGAGAUGGGCGACAAGGCGCCGACUUUCCGCUACAAUUUGUAG